GGCGGGGUUUUAUUUGGCGUUUUGUUUUUAUAAGGUUUGAGUGUAGUAGGUAGGGCGGGAGAGGCUGUUGGACAGCUAUCUGGGUAGUAGAUUGGGAGAAUGGAUAUUCUGAUGGCAGCCCGCCCGAAGCGGCAGGUACAAUGUGCCACCCUUGUUAGUGGAGCUCUUGGAUUCGCCAGACAGUCGAGCGAGCCUCGGCGUUUAUCGCUCCGACUUCGAUCGUCAUUAUGAAGGUUGGACAACAACUCGAAUUGACGGACGAUUUUUGACGUACCUUUCAUACGAUACUCUUGCGCACACACAAUAACAUUACCGAAAUUGACGAACCUUUUCGCCGACUCAACAAAGGCCGGUCGGUUCUUGCGUUCAACCCGGCAACCUCCAAAUCAUCAACACUACCCUCUAAUAUCAACUCAAUCAAUACUACUCCAUAGUAAUUCAAGUCAAUUCAGACGUACCCAACAUGCCCUCCAACAAAAUUACAGACCUCUUCUCCGUCACCGGCCUCGUCGCCGUCAUCACGGGCGGCGGAAGCGGAUUAGGUCUCUACGCCGCCCGCGCCCUCGAUGCCAAUGGUGCCAAAGCAGUCUACAUUGUCGGUCGCCGGGAGGAAACCCUCCAAGCAGCUGCCAAAACGGGCGUCAACGGGACGAUAAAACCCAUUGUUGGAGACGUCACUGACAAGGACUCCCUCGCCCGGAUCGUGGAGCAAGUGAAGCGGGAGGAGGGGUUCGUGAACUUGUUGUUCGCGAAUGCCGGGGUGGGAGGGCCGAAGGAUGCUGCCAUGGUUGCGGAGGCCAAGAAGGAUGGCAAGUUAAGUCUCCAGGCCUUUCAGUCCGCGCUUUGGGAGAGCGAUCCCGAGACCUACACCAAAGCGUUACAUGUCAAUUGUACGGGUGUUUACUACACCGCCGUCGCGUUUCUGGAAUUGUUGCAUGAGGGGAACGUGCGAAGGAACGUGGCGCAGGACUCACAGAUUCUGAUCACCAGCUCGAUUGCGGGUUUCAGUCGGGCGUUGGCGAGUAGUUUCGCGUAUAGUACCAGUAAGGCGGCGGUGACGCAUUUGGCGAAGAUGUUGAGUACGAGUUUGGCGGGAAACGGGUUUCAUAUAAGGUGUAAUGUCGUUGCACCGGGCUUGUAUCCCAGCGAAAUGACACAAGGCAAGACAUCGACGAUGGACAAAUUCGCGAGUCCGAAGGGACAUGAGGAGGCGUUUGCGGACGCUCACGUCAUGCCCGCCGACCAGAGUCCGGCGCAACGGACGGGCAGCGAGCAGGAUUUCGCUGGAUUGGUGCUGUUCAUGGCGAGUCAGGCGGGCGCAUACUUGAAUGGGGAGGCGAUGGUGACUGAUGGAGGAAGGCUGGCGCAAUUGCCUGCGGUAUAUUAAGUGAGUAAAGGUAGACGGUUGACCGUCUUUUACGUGAUCUAUCUUUCGAGUGGGGUAUCAUUGAGCCAAGACCUGUCUCGCC
Molecule: messenger RNA, 1469 nt
Organism: Baudoinia panamericana UAMH 10762
Lineage: Eukaryota; Fungi; Ascomycota; Dothideomycetes; Mycosphaerellales; Teratosphaeriaceae
Exons: 2
Coding region: 464-1387 (307 amino acids)
Molecular function (GO): oxidoreductase activity
Source: RefSeq, a predicted model, not a curated record